Dovyalis caffra is the source of this 159-nucleotide messenger RNA. The record is from the annotation of a GenBank genome assembly. NCBI's taxonomy places the organism in Eukaryota, Viridiplantae, Streptophyta, Magnoliopsida, Malpighiales, Salicaceae.
GAGACCAAACUUCUUCCACUUUUGCGUGGCCAUGAUCUUAUUCAUCACAUUGAUGGAACCAUGGCACCAUUAGCCCCCACCGUUGAACAUAAUAUCCCCAAUCUUGCCUAUGUUGCUCGGUAUUGUCAAGACAAGUUGGUCCUCAAUUGGUCUUGUUGA